CCGGCCGUUUCGAGUCCGUCGUCGUGUAGCUCCCAUCGUCCUCGUUCCUCCGACCUCUCACACCACUAACCCCAACCACCGCCACCUAUCACCCAGACACCAAUCACCGCAAGCGCGGCCUUCCGGUCAGAUCCGCGCGGCCGUGCCCGCCGACCGGUCCUUCUGCCUAGUUUCUCCGCCCAGCGGGUGGCGAGCUCCUCGGAGAUUCGGCUGGUCGCGGGAAUCCAUUUGUGCCCGCUCGCGUUGCCUGUGGAUCUGGUUUGAGACGGAGGAGAGAAAGCGCGGAGGUGAUCGUGUGGGGUGGGACGCCAUCAGUGCUCUGUCUGGGGUUCGUCCUGCUCUUCGGCUGUAGAUCUGGAAGGGUUUCGUGGGAUCGGUCGCUACGAGCUGUUCCAGUCAGAGCUCCUGCAUCAUCUCGGGCCAUGGCGACUCUGGUCAUCUCGGAGCAGCGCAGCCACCAGCUACACCACUCCUCGGGUCGCCGGAAGAAGGCGUCAUCAGCGUCGCCCCAUUUCUCAUCGCCUCAGUCCACACGCGGCUACCAUGCUGGCAACUGCCGGGCCUUCCAUUCGGGCAUCACCAUCGGCAUCCUGCCGUCCCCGCCCACGCAGGGGGUUGCACGGACCCGCUCCUCCCCUGAGCCCAAGACACCGAAACAGCAGGCUCACCAUGGGAAAAAGCGCAGCCGAGCAAUCUCUAUAAGCCCUUCGACUUCCCCUCCCUCUCGCCCUGAGCUCUGGGCUGGCCCCGGGUUCUGCAAUUCGCCGCCUCCUAGCUCCCUCCCAAUACCCAAGUUCUCCCUCCACCAGAAACGCAGUGUCUCACUUGAGUUUCCACCUGCUGACCGGUCAGACGAUGAAGAGGUGCCUGUGCAUGCCAAAUCAGCGCCUUCAUCGCCGACUGCAGGCUCAGGUGCUACCUUCUUUAGUGGUACUGAUGCUACCAUUGCGACGGAGAAUCUGAGGAGGAUCCUUCACCUGAAAAUUGAGGAUAACUGAAUGGCGGUUGGGCAGUUCUGUGUACAUAGGUUAACUACAACUGACCUUGGUAGUCUGUAUAGGGUAACAGAGAAUAACCACUGUACCUGGUGGUGGUUCUUCAUCAACAGUAGUGCUGUAGGUGGUUAGCAAGCACAGUGAGAAGGUUAGGCAGUUUAAACUGCAGUGAAGGAUGUGGUGGAUUUCACACCACUGCAGUUUCUGAGUCACCUUUGCAGCUUGUACCUUGUAGUCGCCUAUUAGUAGCCAACGUUCCAUUUAGGUGUUAGGUAGUCUUUGCAUCCUUGCUACCCGUCAUUAACCAAUAGCGAUAGCCUUCAUAAUCCUUGCUCCUGUAGUUCAUCAACCUGCCAUAUAUGUAGUCUUCUGUAGGAUGGCCGCAUCUCUUGAAACUUGCAUUCUGUCUCAUAUUGCAUCCUCCUGACUCACCCUUCAUAACAUCUCCUUGUGUUCUGCAAAGCGCACAAGGAUCUCCCCUCUCUGGCACUUCUGUUUUUGGAAUGAAGAUGCUCAGAGUCGUUAUGAAGUCCCGAUUCAAUGUGCUUUCUCCUCCAUGUCUCUACUGACUUUAGCUAUGCAUCUCCGUUGUUUCCUCAGUUCGUUGCAUGUAGCAUGUCAAAUUGUGUUCCUUGCCAUCCAAUCCAUUUCGAUCCGUUCCUCUCGAAGUUGCAUCUAGUGAUGGUUUUGCCUUCAUUUAGGUAUCUUCUGUACCUACUUGUCCCUGUUCAUGUUCCUGGAGCAUGCCCAGGAGUCUAGUCUUCUUCAUGUAUUCUCAUAAAGGGCUUCAUGUAUCAGAGAUCUGCAAAUGCUCAAACCUGAAUAUGGUUUGCUUGUCCAAUGCACUUCAUGUCAUCCAUACCUGGAGUUCGGAAUUGGCCAAGCAUCUUUCACUUAGUUAUCUGUUUUCAUCAUAGUCCAGUAUUGUGCCACUGUUGUUUCUGUGCAAUAUUUGAUGGGCUAGUCUGUUUGUGGUACUGUUUUAGUUUAUGUGUUACUAAUCAUAUAUGGUCUCAGUGUUCCAUGCUGAUGCUGUGGCAUCCUGUUGCUUACUAGUUAAAUACUUCAAUGUUAUGUACCUUCAUGUUAAUUUUGGUCAUGUUUCUGUGACUUGUUUAAAGUUUCAUGUUAUCACACGGUAUUUCCUCCAAGAUCUAGUAUGAUCUUAUGUUUGGUCCAUGUACACCACAACUUCUCUUGUGAUCCUUGUUAUUGUACUUAGGGUCUCUUUUUUAAGGAUAUAUCAAAACUCUGCUUGGUGA
Messenger RNA from Sorghum bicolor (sorghum), 2257 nucleotides. RefSeq lists its product as uncharacterized. The coding region runs from base 423 to 998 and encodes 191 amino acids. The record is from RefSeq and is a predicted model, not a curated record. NCBI's taxonomy places the organism in Eukaryota, Viridiplantae, Streptophyta, Magnoliopsida, Poales, Poaceae. The transcript is spliced from 4 exons.